ACCAUGCCGAUAGUCGAUAAAUUGAAGGAAGCCCUGAAACCUGGCCGCAAGGAAUCUGCCGAUGAUGGGGAGCUGGGGAAGCUUCUGGCCUCCUCUGCCAAGAAGGUCCUUUUACAGAAGAUUGAGUUUGAGCCAGCCAGCAAGAGUUUCUCCUACCAGCUGGAGUCUUUAAAGAGCAAAUAUGUGUUGCUGAACCCCAAAACAGAGGGAGCCAGUCGCUACAAGAAUGGAGAUGAAGCCCAGGCCAGGAGACAGGGCAGCGAGCAUGCAUACGAGAGCUGCAGUGAUGGUGUCCCAGCCCCACAGAAAGUGCUGUUCCCCACUGAGCGCCUGUCUCUGAGGUGGGAGCGUGUGUUCCGCGUCGGCGCAGGCCUCCACAACCUGGGCAACACCUGCUUCCUGAACUCCACCAUCCAGUGCUUGACCUACACGCCGCCUCUGGCCAACUACUUGCUGUCCAAGGAGCACGCUCGCAGCUGUCACCAGGGGAGCUUCUGCAUGUUGUGUGUCAUGCAGAACCACAUCGUCCAGGCCUUUGCCAACAGUGGCAAUUCCAUCAAGCCUGUCUCCUUCAUCCGAGACCUGAAAAAGAUUGCCCGGCAUUUCCACUUUGGGAACCAGGAGGACGCGCACGAGUUUCUCCGGUACACCAUUGAUGCCAUGCAGAAGGCCUGCCUGAACGGCUAUGCCAAGUUGGAUCGUCAAACACAGGCUACUACGUUGGUCCAUCAGAUUUUUGGAGGGUAUCUCAGAUCGCGUGUGAAGUGCUCGGUGUGCAAGAGCGUCUCGGACACCUAUGACCCCUACCUGGACAUUGCGCUGGAGAUUCGGCAAGCUGUAAAUAUUGUGCGUGCUCUGGAACUUUUCGUGAAGCCAGAUGUCCUGACUGGGGAGAAUGCCUACAUGUGUGCUAAGUGCAAGAAGAAGGUUCCAGCCAGCAAGCGCUUCACCAUUCACAGAACGUCCAAUGUCUUAACCCUCUCCCUCAAGCGCUUUGCCAACGUCAGUGGGGGGAAGAUCACCAAGGAUGUAGGCUAUCCAGAAUUCCUGAAUAUCCGUCCGUAUAUGUCCCAGAGUCACGGCGACCCUGUCAUGUAUGGGCUCUACGCUGUCCUGGUCCACUCAGGCUACAGCUGCCAUGCUGGGCACUAUUACUGCUACGUGAAGGCAAGCAACGGACAAUGGUACCAGAUGAAUGACUCCUUGGUCCACUCCAGCAAUGUCAAGGUGGUUCUGAACCAGCAGGCAUACGUGCUGUUCUACCUGCGAAUUCCAGGCUCUAAGAAAAGCCCAGCGGGCUCCCUUUCCAGAACAGUCUCCUCCCUUCCCAAGCACCCAAGUGCAGCCCCAGAUCACGUGAAGAAGCACGUGGGCAAUGGGGUUGCUUCCUGCCCCCCGACUGGAAAGCGACAAGACUCUGUGGCCAUGAGAAAGCUGCAGACAACUGAGGAGAUUGGCGUGCCCAUUUCCAGGAAUGGCUCCAUGCCAGGCCUGAAGUCCCAGAACGGAUAUGUUCCUCCGAAGCCACCCUUGGGGUCCCCUUCCCACAAACUCUUCCCAACUCCCGCACACAUGCCAACCAUCCUCGAUGAGCCCGGGCAGAAGGUGAAGAAAGCGGCCCCCCCACAGCUUUUCUCCCCAUCGCUCACGACUCCUCAGGGGUCACCUGGUACCAGCCACUCGAGUAGCAGCAAAUCCAGGAGCGGAAGGCAGGGUUCCUGGGACAGCAGGGACACAGUCCCAUCUACCUCACCUGAGCUCCUGGCUGAAGCCACUGCCAAUGGGCAUGGGCCGAAGGGGAGCGGUGAGCGCUCAGACCUGGAGAGGAGGGGCUCCGGCAGCUCCAGCCUAGAGCAUUCUGCCAGCAGUGACUCUGUCAAGGCCCCCCAGGCCCCCAAGAGUGGAGCUGCCCAUUUCUGUGAAUCUCAGGAAACAAACUGUCCCCCCACGGGUCACUCCAAAGUGCUGCCAACUGGAACAGAUUCUAAGAGUGUGAAGCUGAAGUCCCCUGUCCUGGGCAAUGCUGCCACAGAGCCUGCAAACAUCAUGUCUCCUCCACCAGCCAAAAAACUGGCCCUUUCGGCUAGGAAAGCCAGCACCCUGCGGAGGGCGACCGGCAAUGACCUCCGUUCACCUCCCCCCUCACCAUUCUCCGGCCUCACCUCCCCCACGAAAACCACUCACCCUGCCGUCGCCGCCAUGUGGCCUGUCCAUCAAGCCAGCUGUCCUCACAGGGCUGUGUCACCUGCUCCCAGACCAUCCAGCCGACCGAAGCCUCCCCUCAGCCCCCACUCCACGCCACUGGCCAGUAGUACCCAGCCCCCAGCGAUGUCCCAACUAUGGAGCUGCCCCUCCGCCUCGACUGCCCUGCCUCAGGUCAAUGGGGACUGCUUGUCCCCUUCACACCAGCCACCACAGGCCAGCGAGGCCCCUCCCAGCCCCUGUAAGAAGAGGAAGAAGACCCACGUGGGAGUGCUCCCAAGGCUGGGCUCAGAGAUGCACCUCUCAGGGCACCCUGCGGGUGCAGCUGCCAUGCCUGGCAGGAGGAGGAAGAAGAGCAAGAGGCCGCGCCCAGAGGAGGCUGUCCCACGGGAGGGGCCCAUGCAGAGGCAGCUUGGGGGCCCUGAGAGCAGGACGAAGGGCCCGGCAGAGCUGCCAGCUAGCAGCCAGGUGGAGGAGGGCAGACGCCCGCAGGUGGCCGGCCACCCCGUGAGCAGCAGGAAGCGGAGGAGGAAGGGAGCAGAGGUGCCCGGCGGGGAAGACGGCCUCCACCAGCACGCAGCUGGGCACAGCUGCUCUCCUAGGCACAGUGGCGAGCCAGAGACCACGGCAGAACCUCCAAGGAAGAAGAAAAGGAGAAGAAGAAAGCAGGAGUCACAGCAGGCAGGAGGAGAGGAGCGUCCACAGGGCCAGAGGAGUGUCAGGCCCAGCCAUGCUGCUGUCCCUGAGUCGAGCAGCCACGCGCCAUCCGUGAAUGGUCAGCUUCCUGGGGCCUGCACGGGGCUGGGACGGGCUCCUCUUGAAUCCUGGAACAGAGAGCAAGAAUCCGAUGUAGUCCAGGAACUGCUCAAGCAUUCAUCUGAUAAAGCUUAUGGGAGGAAAGGUACUGGUUUUGAUUGGUUUAUUUUGAAGAUGGCGAAGGUAUGGAAGGGGUCCUGGUGUACUGUGAGUGUGGGGGGCAGGCGUCACUCAGCUUUAAAGAUGAGAAGAGGAAUCUAAACGUUUGUUUAGGAUCCUCUUUAACCCCCCACCUCUAGCCAUGGCACGAAGGUGGGUUCUGUCAUGGAGGGACCCAGAACAUCUUCUCCUACAAGUCCGGGAGCAGGGGAAAGAGCAGAGCGUCUCCUCCGGGCAGGCUGGGCUGGGCAGAGUAUUAGGGUCUCUAAUAGGGGACGGGGCAGAGUGAGAAAGAUCUAGCACCAGCAAUGUCGGUUCUUACCUGGAACAUUAUUUUUGUAAAUCAGACUUCGAGAACAAACCUGAGGUCUUUGUUUAUCAGACAAGGGCAUGAGUUUAAAAAGAACCGAAGUUUGCAGGUUGGUGAUACAGAGAGUUUAAUUGAGAGUCACUGAUGAUGUGUCUCUGUUGACCAUCAUGUACAAAUUGGAUUACUCUGUCCUCCCCUUUUCUGUCUUUGCAUGUCCAUUUUCACCAAAA
Molecule: messenger RNA, 3657 nt
Organism: Galeopterus variegatus (Sunda flying lemur)
Lineage: Eukaryota; Metazoa; Chordata; Mammalia; Dermoptera; Cynocephalidae
Gene: USP36
Product: ubiquitin specific peptidase 36
Exons: 17
Coding region: 4-3219 (1071 amino acids)
Biological process (GO): protein deubiquitination; regulation of apoptotic process
Cellular component (GO): cytosol; nucleus
Molecular function (GO): cysteine-type deubiquitinase activity; cysteine-type endopeptidase activity
Source: RefSeq, a predicted model, not a curated record